Molecule: messenger RNA, 1305 nt
Organism: Colletotrichum truncatum
Lineage: Eukaryota; Fungi; Ascomycota; Sordariomycetes; Glomerellales; Glomerellaceae
Product: vacuolar sorting atpase
Biological process (GO): vacuole organization; endosomal transport
Molecular function (GO): ATP binding; ATP hydrolysis activity
Source: RefSeq, a predicted model, not a curated record
AUGUCGGGAAUCACCGACUUCCUCGGCCGUGCCAUCAGCACGGUCAAACAGGCCAUCGACGCUGAUAACGCCGCCGACUACGAGAAGGCCUUUCAACUAUACACAAAGUCGCUCGAACUGUUCGUCCUCGCCGUCAAGUGGGAGAAGAACCCUAAAUCCAAGGAGCUCAUUCGCCAGAAGACGGCUGAGUACAUGGACCGCGCCGAGAAGCUCAAAACAUAUUUAGCGGAAGCAGAACAGAAAAAGAGCGGCGGCGGCAACAAACCCGGAGCCAUGGGCGUUAACGGCGGCGGCAAGGGCAAGGCGAACGCCGACGACGGCGACGAGGACAACAAGAAGCUGCGCAAUGCACUCAGCGGUGCCAUUCUCCAGGAGCGUCCCAAUGUGCGGUGGGACGACGUCGCCGGUCUCGAAGGCGCUAAGGAUACGCUCAAGGAAGCCGUCGUGCUGCCGAUCAAGUUCCCCUCGCUUUUCCAGGGCAAGCGCCAGGCCUGGAAGGGUAUCCUGUUAUACGGCCCCCCGGGCACAGGUAAGAGUUAUCUGGCCAAGGCUGUGGCAACAGAGGCGAACAGCACGUUCUUCAGCGUGAGCAGUUCGGACUUGGUGAGCAAGUGGAUGGGAGAGAGUGAAAGACUCGUGAAAGCCCUCUUCAGCAUGGCGAGAGAAAACAAGCCCUCGGUCCUCUUCAUUGACGAAAUCGACGCCCUGUGUGGACCUCGUGGCGAGGGCGAGUCCGAAGCCUCGAGACGUAUCAAGACGGAACUGCUGGUCCAGAUGGAUGGUGUCGGUAACGACAGCAAGGGCAUUCUCGUCUUGGGUGCGACCAAUAUCCCCUGGCAGCUCGAUGCCGCCAUUCGUCGACGUUUCCAACGCCGUGUCCACAUCGGUUUACCCGACGCCAACGGCCGCGCGCGCAUGUUCAAGCUCGCCAUCGGCGACACGGAGACGAACCUGCAAGCCGACGACUACCGCGUGCUUGCCGAGAUGUCGGAGGGUUUCUCCGGCAGUGAUAUCACCAACGUGGUACAGCAGGCGCUUAUGGGGCCUGUGAGAAAGAUUGUUCAAGCUACGCAUUUCAAGCCGGUUAUGGUUGACGGCGUUAGAAAACUCACGCCGUGCUCCCCCGGCGACCCAGAGGCCAAGGAGAUGACAUACCACGACGUCGACUCGGAGGAGCUCAUGGCCCCCAUCAUCGAACUCAAGGACUUCAAGCAAGCGCUCAGGGAGUCGCAUCCUACUGUUUCUGAGGACGACGCAGCCAAGCAAAUAGAGUGGACCAACGAGUUUGGCAGCGAGGGCGCAUGA